GAAUUUAUUGAAAGCACAGGUGGUAAACACGAUGAGCACCAGUGACAACACGUGGGAAAUUUGAAACUUUUCACCCACCUCGAGCAAAAUAUAUAGACCGUACAGUUUUAUCAGUAAAGGUCCCGCCUCUGAUGAGAGAAAAAAACUGAAGGAGAUGAAUAACAUGCUCAGCUUGCUCACCACCACCACCACCACCACCACACACCAAUGAGGCUGAGGGGCACAGACGCAACUUUUGACACCAGACCGUAGACCACCUGCUAGUUUUCAGUGUGAUCUGAAGAGCUUCUUAUGGCUGUGAUGGUGGGCACCAUCCUCCUGCUGCUCGUUGGAGACUCUCUGAGCAGCCUGGAUCAGAUAAGCAGAGGCUGCAGGAGAUGGAGCUCAAGAGCACAAUCACACGGAGAUGUGUGCUGUGAUGAAUGUCACCCGGGCAAUCAUCUGGUCUCUUACUGUGGCGCAAACCCACAAGAUCUUUGCACUCCUUGUGAGGGCAAAACCUUCACACAGAACCCCAAAGACUACAAGUGUUCCAGGUGCAAUCAGUGUGAAGGCGCACAGGUUCUGGUGAAGGAAUGUACGCCCACGACAGACACGCAGUGCGGAUGCAAAGAAGGACUCCUGUGUGGCAACGACCGCUGUUCCUUCUGUUUAAAAAAAUGCGGCAAAGGCGAGGAACCCUCUGAGAAUCGUUCCUGCAGACCAUGUGCAAAUGGAACCUUCAAUGAUCAAAUUCACCAGAAGUGUAAACCCUGGCGUACCAAGUGUCCCAAUCCAGAUACAAUUAUUUCGGCCAGUGGCGAUGCCUUCACUGACAAUAGGUGCGUUAACGUUUCACCCAGCAGUCUGAAACAACCCGAAUCCGAUCACACAAAAUCCUCAUGGCCGUUGGUCUUGUCUGUGUUGCCGAGUGUGUGCCUUUCGGCUUUAUGCAUCUUUCUGAUCGUAACUGUAUUUGGUCUGAAGAGAAAAAAGAAGACAAAAGACAAAAUCACCAAAGGACCAAUAAUAGGAACAGCUACAGUGGAAGGACAUUAUCAGGUGGUGACAGUAAUGUGCCAUAAAGCUGGUUUGCCAAAUGGCAACAAACUCCAGAGAAAAAGAACAAGCAAGGACAAAACAUUAGAUGAUCCCAAGACAUUAAUAGCAAUAGAAUGCAGUUUCCAUGACGCCCAGGAAGAGCAGGUCAACAGCAGCUCGGAGUCUUUAGUCUCCAAAGAAUCCCAGGAUCACCUUGUGGCCUGAUUGAAAGCUUUUAUGACGCUCAACAAAAGGAAAGACUUACUGUACAGUGUGGAUCUUUGUCUAUGAGCUGUGUGUGUGGCAUGAUUCAAUUAUUCAGACAAAAUGUGCCAUUUUAUCCUCCAGGAUCUAAUAACACAGGGCAGGAAGGGGAAUUCUGGGCAAAACUACAAGUGCCUUACACACCUCCUUAAUUGCAGUGUGUCAGUGUCAACUUAAAAUGAUGGCACCAGCUGAAUGGCCUCAAUAUGACAUGCACUCCUUGUGCUUACGGCCUUUCAGUCGUGACCAGAGCAACCUGUUGUUUACCUCUGACUUGGCACUUUUAAUGUCAGGCGAACUUGAUAUAAGAGGACACUGAAAUUAGGGCUUCUAAGAUUUGUUUCAAUAUGUAUAUGCUGCAUGCGUGUGCUGGGUUUGGGAAGGUUGGGGGAACAUUACUGGGUGUAACAAUCCAUGUGCAAGCUGGGACUCGCUUGCUUGUACGUAAGUCAAACAUUUGAAUGAGAUUACUCUUUGCGUUGCUUUUCAGCUCCCAAGCUUCCUGAAUAUGAUAAGCAGACUAGUACAUGGAUGGAUGGAGAUGGCAGCCAAGUGUUCUUAGAUGGUUUUGAUUUCGAGCAAACUCUUGUGCUAAGUGAAAGCUUGCAGGAGCACUGUGACGUACAUGUCACAGCUGAAUGGGUCAAACGAGACACGGAAACCCCCCCCCAAGGAGUGCAUCCUGUACUUAUUUUGUCUACUGACAUUUGAGUGGGCAGCUACUAUGUCACAGCAAGGGGACUUUUUUCAUUCACAUACGUAUCUGCUUGCUGACCUUUGCAUUUUUAUUUUUUUUUUUACAUUUUUUAUUUUGUUUUUAGCAGAAAUGGAAUUUAUAAAAUGUCCUGCAUAUGGUACAAAACAGAAAUCUUUCACACAUUCUAUUAUAUUAUCUUUGACGAUUCCUUUUCAGAAAAUAGUUUUUACUUUUUACUUGGAUUUGGACAAUAAACCAUU
Molecule: messenger RNA, 2241 nt
Organism: Phycodurus eques (leafy seadragon)
Lineage: Eukaryota; Metazoa; Chordata; Actinopteri; Syngnathiformes; Syngnathidae
Gene: tnfrsf9a
Product: tumor necrosis factor receptor superfamily, member 9a
Exons: 9
Coding region: 292-1245 (317 amino acids)
Biological process (GO): regulation of cell population proliferation
Cellular component (GO): external side of plasma membrane
Molecular function (GO): cytokine binding; signaling receptor activity
Source: RefSeq, a predicted model, not a curated record